UCAGGAACCAUGGCCAUCGCACCCGAAGAUUCAAAUAUCGGAUCCGACGUUCAGGUCGGUGUCACAAACGGUCUUAUCAUUUGCGCCUUCCUGUCGGUAGCGUGGUACAAUGUCGCAGAGCUUACCGUCUUAAUUCAAUCCUUUUUCAAACGCUAUGCGGGUUUCUACUACUACUCGCUUUUGGUCGCGACAUGGGGGAUCUUCUUCCACGGCUUGGGCAUGUUCCUCAAGUUUUACCACAUCAACGAAGACGUCAAGGGUGAGGACAUCAUCAACACUGUCAUUGUAUGGACAGGAUGGUGCAUGAUGGUGACGGGACAGUCCAUCGUCCUCUACUCAAGGCUGCACCUCGUGGCGCAGGCUAAGUGGACGAAGUAUGUGCUCUGGGUAAUCAUCUUCGACGCCAUCGUGCUGCAUUCGACUACCGGUGUCGCUACGUUCUUGACCAAUACGACAUCAACACCCGAGCGCUGGAUUCCGCUCUACUCCGUCAUAGAGAAAAUCCAGGUUACGUGGUUCUUCCUACAGGAGGUGAUGCUGAGCGGCAUCUACAUCUGGAAGACGACUGCCUUGUUAAGGAUCGAAGGUCCACUAUUCGAAAGCCGGAGAGACGCGAGGAGGAAGGUUCUUGUGCAUACCAUCGUCAUGAGCGCCAUAAUCAUCGCGUUGGAUAUCGCAUUACUGGGUCUUGAAUUCGCAGGCCUCUACGACAUCCAAACUUCGUUCAAAGGCGCUGUAUACUCGAUCAAACUGAAGAUGGAAUUCACAAUCCUCAACCAACUCAUGAACCUCGUCCGAGGCACCCUCCGCAACACAAACACCUCAUCCACGGGCCCCAACUCCAAAGCCCACCGAAACACCACAAUCAUCACCGCAACACCCAGCGGCGGCGUGCACGGCGCAAAGUCUUCCAUCACAACUACCAGCCGUUUCAGCCGCCACGUACACGUCAUGCACGGCAACGAAGCAGCACAUCAUCGCAGCAUCGGUCCGUACUCCAAAAUGGACGACGACGUCGAGGAAAUCGGCGCCGAUGGCAUUCGCCUCGAGAACCUCAAAAACGGCGAUGUGCUCAAGACUACGACCAUGGAGGUCAAGGUGGAGAGGGUUGGCGAGGAAGACGAGAUACAGCAAGAGCCGUUCGAUCGAGUGGUCAACGAGCGCCGUGUUGGUGCUGGCGGAGGAGGGGACGGAAGAGCCACUGGGUUGAGCUCGAGGAGCGAGAGUGCGGCUUCUAGUGAGGUUUAUGUUAUUGAGAUGUGCGAUAAGGGCAGUGGUAAUGUUUAACGCUGCUUUUUAUUUUCUGUUUUUGAAUUAGAUGCCCUCCUUUGAGAGAGGACUAUGAUACCUAUCUAUCGAGCUCGCUGCUUGUUUCUUGAUUCUUCUUUGUACUUGAUUGUAUCAGAGAUUUCGCUGAUGGAAAUAAAUGCGUUUGUUCCAUGCCUGAUGUUAUUCAUCCAUACCAUCUUCUUUCCGUAGGAUACUCCACCCUUUGACUGCCUAUUGUGGGUACAUCAUCAUCCUCCCUCCUAUCCGCUACCGGUACCGGUCCCCAUCUGACCAAAUUUCUUGCAGUGUAGCGAUCCCGUUCUGGAGUCCCAGCGCUCAUAUCAGACUGAUGGCUGAGAAUCCAAAAGCUUAAGCCGUCUCAGGCUCGAAGUUGAUGUUGUCUUUCAUACUAACACCGUCAUAGAGCGUUUCUAACUGGGUAGUGUGAUGAUCACGUGACCGGCAUCGGCUUUCACACCUACUGCCGAUCCGUGCCGACGAAGGUGAACAUCCGC
Molecule: messenger RNA, 1784 nt
Organism: Periconia digitata
Lineage: Eukaryota; Fungi; Ascomycota; Dothideomycetes; Pleosporales; Periconiaceae
Source: the annotation of a GenBank genome assembly